AUGUCCAGCUUCAACUGGAAACCGUUUGUAUACGGCGGGCUGGCUUCUGUGACGGCGGAAUGCGGUACAUUCCCAAUCGACUUAGCCAAGACACGUCUUCAGGUUCAAGGCCAAGUAGGCGACAGUAAAUACCGAGAAAUCCGGUACCGGGGUAUGCUGCACGCCAUGGUCAGGAUAGUACGAGAGGAGGGCGUUCGAACACUGUAUUCAGGGAUCGCUCCCGCCAUGCUGCGCCAGGCAUCCUACGGGACCAUCAAAAUUGGCACAUACCAGAGCUUCAAGCGGUUGCUGGUUGACAGGCCCGAGGAUGAGACACUGUUGACGAAUGUGUUGUGUGGCAUUCUCUCCGGGGUCAUCUCUUCCUCCAUCGCCAACCCCACGGAUGUGCUGAAGAUCCGCAUGCAAGCCCAGGGAAAUGUGAUCCAGGGCAGUAUGAUGGGCAACUUCAUCAACAUCUAUCAGGAGGAAGGGACCAGGGGACUUUGGAAGGGUGUGUCUCUGACUGCUCAGCGAGCGGCCAUUGUCGUCGGAGUCGAACUGCCGGUCUAUGACAUCACCAAGAAGCACCUGAUUCUGUCGGGUCACAUGGGCGACACCGUGUACACGCAUUUCUUGUCUAGUUUCGUGUGUGGUCUUGCUGGAGCGUUGGCUUCCAACCCUGUGGAUGUCGUCCGAACACGUAUGAUGAACCAGAGAGGAGGAGCUUUGUACCAGGGAACACUGGACUGUCUGCUGCAGACGUGGCGCUCCGAGGGCUUCAUGGCCCUCUACAAGGGCUUCUUCCCCAACUGGCUCCGUCUGGGCCCGUGGAACAUCAUCUUCUUCCUCACAUAUGAGCAGCUCAAGAAGAUCAACAUCUGAGUGGCGUAGCGUCCAGAAAUGUUGAAUAUGAGCACAAGUUUCCGAGACGAGAGGACCAAAAUUAUCUGGACUGGGAUGGAUCCUUGACGGAACCGCCGGGUCCGCAGGAAUUGAUGGACACCCUCGUUUGCCGUGGCAUGGAGUCUUGUGUGGGCUACGUGUUUUUCCUCAAGCCUGCUGUGGCUUAUGUGGGAAAAAUGGCUGCGACUUCCGCAAAGGGACGCUUUGGAAUUUGAUAUUUUUAGCUCACGCGAAAUGCUUCGUUAAGAAUCAACCGACAGAUUCAUGUACCAACACUCCGCCCACUUCCGGGACGCCACAGUGGCCUCUGUUCAUACGUGAAUGUCUGAGGCUUGAAUGUCACCAGAAUAAUGUUCAAUUUCAAAGCGGCCUUAAAUUUUGCCAGUAGAGGGACGUUGCACAUGUUUGAGAGCAGCUGACAAUCACUGCAGUCAUUCCCUUUCGAAAUAGCAAGAGUGCUUUUAAGUCAACACACUUGGACUCGUAUUUUUUCCAAAUAUAUUUCUAAAUUGAGAGCAAUUUAAGCAAGAAAACUUUGCGUUAUUGAAAGCAUCCUGAAGCUGGAAACCUCUGUUAGCUAGUUAGCUAGUAGGACCGUGCAUCUUUUAAGACCAGUUGAAUUUGAAUGAAUUUACAUUUUGCACUUUUAGAUUAAAAGUUAGCUUAAAAUGUACAAAAAGAAGAAAUGGGGAGUGAGACAAAAAAAUGGAGUAAGCAAUUUCCUGCAAGCUAGCAUUAAAGUGAAAUUGGUUAUUCAUCAUCCGAUUAAAAGACCACAGCUAAAAAAAAAAAAUCCUAACAUAGACACACCCCCCCGGAACAUCUCCAAAUAGCCACUUUUCGUUUGACGCCCCUGCACAAGCUGAAACUAAAUUUUUCCAUUGAAGGAUCGCGACAGGACCCCCCUCUUCAAAGUGCCGUAUGGAAAACAGAUGCUGAUUGUUAUUGGACUGCAAUUAGAUAUUUUGGAGGUCAUAUUUUUUGUUCCAUGAACAUCAGGAUCAGGAGGUCUUGCUUAUGAAGCUCAACAAUCCGACCACCUUUUUUUUGCCUUUGCCAUCAAGAGAUGGCAAAAAAAAGACAUUGAAUCCACUUUGAAAAGGAUCGAGUGUGCGUUUUUUUCACAAAUAUAUUUUGAAAUUGAGAGCAAUUUAAGCAAGAAAACAUUGCGUUAUUUAAAGCAUCCUGAAGCUGGAAACCUUUCAGUUAGCUAGUUAGCUAGCAGGACCCUGCAUCUUUUAAGACCAGUUGAAAACGUGAAUUAAUUUACAUUUAUUUUGCACUUUUAGAUUAAAAGUUAGCUUAAAAUGUAAAAAAAGAAGAAAUGGGGAGUGAGACAAAAAAUUGAGUAAGCAAUUUACUGCAAGCUAGCAUGAAAGUGAAAUAGGUUAUUCAUCAUCCGAUUAAAAGACCACAGCUAAAAAAAAAAAAAUUCUAACAUAGACACGCCCCCCCUGCAACAUCUCCACAUAGCCACUUUCCGUUUGACACCCCUGCACAAGCUGAAACUCCCUUUUUCCAUUGAAGGAUCACGACAGGACCCCCCUCUUCAAGGUGCUGUAUGGAAAACAGAUGCUGAUUGUUAUUGGACUGCAAUUAGAUAUUUUGGAGGUCAUAUUUUUUGUUCCAUGAACAUCAGGAUCAGGAGGUCUUGCUUAUGAAGCUCAACAAUCCGACCACCUUUUUUUUUUGCCUUUGCCAUCUAGAGAUGGCAAAAAAAAUUACAUCGAAUCCACUUCGAAAAGGAUCGGGUGUGCGCUUUUUUCCCCAAAUAUAUUUCUAAAUUGAGAGCAAUUUAAGCAAGAAAACUUUGCGUUAGUGAAAGCAUCCUGAAGCUGGAAACCUCUCAGUUAGCUAGUUAGCUAGGAGGACCCUGCAUCUUUUAAGACCAGUUGAGAACUUGAAUGAAUUUACAUUUUGCACUUUUAGAUUAAAAGUUAGCUUAAAAUGUAAAAAGAAGAAAUGGGGAGUGAGACAAAAAAUAUUCAUCAUCCAAUCAAAAGACCAAAGCUAAAAAAAAAAAUCCUAACAUAGACACGCCCCCACUGGAACAUCUCCACAUAGCCACCUUCCGUUUGACGCCCCUGCACAAGCUGAAACUCACUUUUUCCAUUGAAGGAUCACGACAGGACCCCCCAUCAAGAGAUGGCAAAGGCAAAAAAAAACAGCUGAAACAAGCCAAUUUCCGUUUGACUCCCCUACACAAGCUGAAACUCACUUUUUCCAUUGAAGGAUCACGACAGGACCCCCCUCUUCAAGGUGCCGUAUGGAAAACAGAUGCUAUCUGAUGGAUAUUGGACUGCAAUUAGAUAUUUUUGGGGGUUAUUUUUUAUGAACAUCAGGAUCAGGAGGUCUUGCUUAUGAAGCUCAACAAUCCGACCACCUUUUUUUUUUGCCUUUGCCAUCAAGAGAUCGCAAAAAAAAUGAAUUGAAUCCACUUUUUUUGUGGUCUCAAACCUUUGAUCUGGUGAUGAACAACCUGUUUCAACUGUAAAUUGCUUACUCAAGAUUAUUUUUGCAAGAUCCAAUAGUACAAUUUUACAUCUGGUCUGAACAUUUUGAUAAGGAAUGUAUUUGCGUGGAUAUUUGUUUACCGCUUAUUUGCACUACAAUUGCUGUUACCGCCAACUAUAACCUUUUCUUCCAUUGUUUAUUUUCUAUAUCUCCUGGCUUUACUGUUCCUUGCUGCCAAAUUUGCAAUAAUGUUGUCUUUUAAAUGUUGUUGCAAAGGCUGCUGGAUGGGUGUUAAAUAAUAAUAAAUAAUUUAAAAAAAGAGUUGUUGCAUUUCCGUCCUUUCACCACAGUGUGGCGCUGUGUAGCUUCCACCCAGUUCAUUCCAGAGCCCACUUCACAAUCCCCACCAGCCCUCAUCUUUGAGGCCAC
Messenger RNA from Doryrhamphus excisus (bluestripe pipefish), 3765 nucleotides. RefSeq names its product kidney mitochondrial carrier protein 1. NCBI's taxonomy places the organism in Eukaryota, Metazoa, Chordata, Actinopteri, Syngnathiformes, Syngnathidae. The record is from RefSeq and is a predicted model, not a curated record. Gene Ontology annotation, biological process: transmembrane transport.